Molecule: messenger RNA, 1255 nt
Organism: Cyprinodon tularosa
Lineage: Eukaryota; Metazoa; Chordata; Actinopteri; Cyprinodontiformes; Cyprinodontidae
Product: C-C chemokine receptor type 6-like
Exons: 1
Coding region: 1-1152 (383 amino acids)
Biological process (GO): chemotaxis; immune response; G protein-coupled receptor signaling pathway
Cellular component (GO): membrane
Molecular function (GO): chemokine receptor activity
Source: RefSeq, a predicted model, not a curated record
AUGCACUUCUCCAACAUUUCCUACUACGACGAGGCCGACUAUGAUGAAUACUACAAUAAUGACUUUGAUAAACCGUGUGAAUACAAUGAGAGCAACAGGGUGAACAGUGUGGUUGGUCCUUACAUUUACUCCAUCAUCUGCAUCCUGGGCUUUGUGGGGAACAGCCUGGUCAUCCUCACCUAUGCCCUCUACAAAAGAAGCAGAACUAUGACCGAUGUCUUCCUGCUCAAUGUCGCCAUCGCUGACCUUCUGUUCGUGAUGGCUCUACCGUUCAUAGUCUACAACGAGCUGCACCAUUGGCCGAUGGGGCAGGUGGCCUGUAAGCUGCUGCGUGGUUCCUACAGCGUCAACCUGUACAGCGGCAUGCUGAUGCUGGCCUGCAUCAGCGUGGACCGCUACAUCGCCAUCGUCCAGGCUCACCGCAGCUUCAGGCUACGCUCGCUGUCGCACAGCUACGUUAUCUGUGCCCUGAUCUGGGUCUUUGCUUUACUGGUGUCUGUUCCCACUUUCUAUUUCUACCACCGGUAUGAGCCAUCACACCACAGCAUCCAAUGGAUCAAUGGAACAGAAGAGGAAGAGACUCCAGUAGCUCCACAGUACGUCUGCGAGUGGAAAUUUGAGGACAGUGAGGUAGCAAAGAUGGUGAAGGUGGCUGUUCCCGGCACCCAGCUUGCCAUUGGCUUCUUCCUGCCUCUGAUCAUCAUGAUCUUCUGCUACACCACUGUCAUCAUCACUCUGAAAAAAUCCAAAAAUUUCCAGCGCCACAAAGCUGUCCAAGUGGCAUUGGUUGUGGUUCUGGUGUUUAUUGUCUGCCACCUGGCUUACAACCUCGCCCUCAUCUAUGACACUGUCAGCAUGUUCAAACAAAGCAGUUGUGAUGAGGUGGAGUCUCUGCUAAUGGCGAAGGCUGUGCUUCAGAUUAUCGCCUACCUGCACUGCUGCCUGAACCCGGUUCUGUACGCCUUCAUUGGGGUGAAGUUCAGGAACAAUUUCAGGAAUAUAUUCCAGGACCUGUGUUGUGUGAGUAAAGGUUAUAUAUCGCCAAACCGCUCCUCAAGAGUUACCUCCAAUACCUACAUGUCCACAAUCCACCAACCAGGGGAUGGGACUAGUGAGAAGGGCAUGAAAAGACAUCGCACUCAGGAACUCUGAUUCUGACCUGCGGAGAGUUCAAACCUGAGUUGAAUAUUAAUCAUUUUGUUCUAAUAUGAAUUUAAUACAAAAUUGAAUCGGAGACCAGGAAAAAUAAAGAAAA